Messenger RNA from Eutrema salsugineum, 634 nucleotides. RefSeq lists its product as uncharacterized. The coding region runs from base 140 to 430 and encodes 96 amino acids. The transcript is spliced from 3 exons. Gene Ontology annotation, cellular component: mitochondrial inner membrane. Lineage: Eukaryota; Viridiplantae; Streptophyta; Magnoliopsida; Brassicales; Brassicaceae. The record is from RefSeq and is a predicted model, not a curated record. Gene Ontology annotation, biological process: mitochondrial respiratory chain complex IV assembly.
GCAAGUUAGCAAAUUGGCUUUCUCUUCCUUUGAUUUUUCCGCCUUGGUCGCUUUAAAACCACCAGCACCGCCAAACGCACUUUUUAUUCUCUCCAAACUCUUAUUUUUCCCCUUCUCCUUCCGGUUUUGUUUUCAACAAAUGGCGGAAUCACAGAAAAAAUUUGCAGAAAUCAGGGAAUGGAUCAUAGACCACAAGCUUCGUACCGUUGGUUGUUUAUGGCUUAGUGGCAUCUCUGGUUCAAUCGCCUAUAACUGGUCAAAACCUGGUAUGAAGACCAGUGUCAGAAUCAUCCACGCUAGGCUACACGCUCAGGCGCUGACAUUAGCCGCUCUAGCUGGAGCAGCCGCAGUGGAGUACUAUGAUCACAAAACUGGAGCCACUGAUCGCUACCCGAAGUUUCUGAAGCCUGAAAACUUGAAUAAAGACUAGUGCUCUUAAUCAUGGCUGAUGCCUAUUCUGUUAUUGUAGGCAUAUUAUAUAGCUCGUGAAAAUUUUAUGUUUCUGAAAUUGUUAUUUGGAAAGGAUUUAUUAUGGGUUAUAUAAGCCCUACGACUCAGCAGAUUGGUUGCACAAUACGGGAUGCGAAAUUGUAAGAGAUACGUACAGAAUUUAUAUGAAAUAAAUUUUUACUAA